Messenger RNA from Capsella rubella, 486 nucleotides. Its product is annotated as auxin-responsive protein SAUR50. Gene Ontology annotation, biological process: response to auxin. The coding region runs from base 18 to 317 and encodes 99 amino acids. The transcript has 2 exons. NCBI's taxonomy places the organism in Eukaryota, Viridiplantae, Streptophyta, Magnoliopsida, Brassicales, Brassicaceae. The record is from RefSeq and is a predicted model, not a curated record.
AAGGAUCUUUGCCAUAGAUGGGAGUAGAAAGGGGAAGUGGAAAGGCUCUGAAGAAGAUGUUGAAGAGAUGUUCGAGUUUGGGGAAGAAGAGUGACGUUGACGUUAGCUUUAGCGGCGUCCCCAAAGGUCACUUCGUCGUAUACGUUGGUCAUUCCAGAUCCCGACACGUCAUCCCCAUCUCCUUCCUCACGCACCCCAUCUUCCAGAUGUUGCUGCAACAGUCUGAGGAAGAGUUUGGGUUCUUCCAAGACAAUGGACUAACCAUCCCUUGUGAUGAGCAAUUCUUUCGAUCACUUAUUUCCUCCAUUAAUCCUUGAAGAAGAGAGCAUGGCUAUAUAUGUGCCUAGCUACUUGUGUAUAUCGUCAUAUAUUUUCGUCCUAGAUUAGUUCUCUCAUGUAUUCAUAUUGCAUGAUGUCCUUUGAGAGUUGUAGAGUUCACGUUACGUAAGUACUUUUGUUUAUUUAACCUCAUUUUCUCGGAUGAUU